AGGAAACACUAGGAAAUAAGAAAAUUAGAUAGGACAGAUAGGGACAGCAAUAAGGAAGACAGACUCCAAUAUUGAGAUAAUGAAAUGGAUUUCACUAUGGCUCAUGGUGAGCGAUAUCUGCAUCUCCCUCUUGCAAAUCAAGAAGUGAGCAAUUCUAAAGGAUCAUGGCCAAGUGAAGAUGAUACACGACAUAGCGGUUGUCACUAUAAACGUCACCACAGUAGACCGUCAACAACAACAACUGGCAGAAUUACUGAAUGAAAUGGCUCAGUGUCCUACUCUUGCUGAUAUCGACUUGGACAGGAGGGGCGGAUCUCCUUCCCCCUGAAAGAUCCUACAAGAUCCUCAUGCUCCUUCCCAUUGGAAGCAAGAGCCAUAGGAAUGUCUUCAUACCUCUGGCAGAGGCCCUAGCAGAUCGAGGCCAUAAAGUAGACAUGUUGACCAGCUACGACAUCCAACACCAAAACCCUAACAUCAGAGAAAUCCCCCAUGGACUUCCCCAUUAUCCAGAUACGAAUGUGAACAUGUUCAAUGAGGCAAAAAAGAAAACUGGAAUAAUCAGUGUCCUCAAAGACAGAAUGUGUAAGAUGGCGAGGGAUAUUUAUCGUGUGCCUCAUGUGAAGGAACUCUACAGGAAGAGGAAGGAGUACGACCUCAUUGUCCUUGAUCAUCUGUUUAAUGAGUUUUCCUACCCAUUUGUACACGAGAUGCCUUUCAUUACCAUCGCUACCCCUGGCAUGGAUCCAAGACAGAGUGCUGUCCUGGGAAACCUACUUAGCCCAGCCUACAUGCCCAGUUUCCUUUACGAGCCUAACUUUGAACACGUUUUCGGACGCCUUGUGAAUACAGUUUUCAGCAUAGGAGUUCCCUUUUACUGGAGAGUCUGGGAAGUUAUACCUGCAGUUCAAAAAGAGGUCAAUGUACACUUCCCAGACCUUCCACCUCUUCUGGAAAUAGAGAGAAAUCAGAGUCUCGUCCUUCUGAACUCCCAUUUUUCUAAUGACUUGACUGUACCCCUUUUACCUUCUCAAGUGGAAGUAGGUGGUAUGCACUGUCGACCUGCCAAACAUUUACCAGAGGACUUAGAGUCAUGGAUUGAAGGAGCAGGCUCAGCAGGGGUAAUAUACUUCAGCCUUGGUUCAGUUACAAAAGGGAAUACGUUGCCUAACAAGUACAGGCAUAUGUUCAUCGAAGCCUUUUCCAAAUUAAACCAACGGAUUCUUUGGAAAUUCGAAACCGAUUUAGAAGGAAUUCCCGAAAAUACCAUGAUUAGCCCCUGGCUCCCACAACAAGAUAUUUUAGGUCACCCUAAUGUGAAAGUAUUCAUAAGCCAUGGAGGGCUUCUCAGUUUGCAAGAGACGUUGUACCAUGGGACUCCUGUGGUUGUACUGCCUCUGUUUGGAGACCAGCCUUCAAAUGCUGCAAAAGUAAUUGCUAACGGAUGGGGGCUAUCUCUUACUUUUGAAGAUUUAACUGUAGAUCUUAUCAUCAGUUCUAUUGAAGAAGUUAUAAACAAAUCAAAAUAUCAAGAAAAUGUAGUGAAGACUUCAAGAUUAUACAAGGACCAGUUGAAUUCUCCAGUAGAACGAGCAGUGUUCUGGACGGAGUACGUCAUACGUCACAGAGGAGCCCCUAAGUUGAGGUCUCCUGCUGCGAGCCUGUCAUGGGUGCAACUUCUCCUGCUGGAUGUGUUGGCUUUGUCACUCUUGAUCGUCAUUUUGCCCUUGCUCAUUCUCUGGUGGCUUUUCCAGAAAGUUUUGGUUGCAGUUUUUGGUAAAAACUCUUUCAAGAAAAAGUCUGAAUAACAUUUCAUCAAAAUCAGUUCAUAUGUAUCAAUAAAUAUACGCCAUAUGUACAUUAUAAGAAA
Molecule: messenger RNA, 1867 nt
Organism: Macrobrachium nipponense
Lineage: Eukaryota; Metazoa; Arthropoda; Malacostraca; Decapoda; Palaemonidae
Product: UDP-glycosyltransferase UGT5-like
Exons: 9
Coding region: 258-1805 (515 amino acids)
Molecular function (GO): UDP-glycosyltransferase activity
Source: RefSeq, a predicted model, not a curated record